UGCCAUUGAGCAUUGUCUCUCUCUCUCGCUCUCAUACAGCUUCGCGUAUCUUUGUCUUUGAUUCGAUUAAUUGCUUUGCGUUUCACUCUCGGCGUCGACGAGAGAGGAGGGGGAGAAAGGAAAAGAUAAAUGAAUGCCAUGCGCUAAAUCUGGAAAAGCGUUUGGAAGAAGAUUACUAUAAGUGUGAUGAAUGAGGAUUGAGCGGGGGGACAUAUAAAGGUGUCAUUUUUUUGGAAUGUUGCUUGGAAAAUCAGAAAAGGGUCACUUUUUCUGAUUUUUUUUGGGGACAUUGAACUGGUUUUUGUUUGAUUCUUCUUUUGGAUUGGUGGCUUCUAGGUUUUGUGAUUCCCACUUUGUCUUACUCAGAAUGGUUGGAGAGGAAUUCAGGCUUUGCCAAAAUAAAGCAGUUUUGAGUUUAUAUGAAUUGCUUGAAUGAAGGGAACUGGAGCUUGUGGGAGUUCAGAGAUUCUGGAUUCUAUGAGGAUAUCAUUUGGAGUUUUGAUUUCUCUCUACAAAGAAGAAUUGGAAGAUAUUAUUCGAUGAUUCUUUAGUUCAUGAAAAAGUUUUCAAUGCUUUUCAUAGUUCCUCAAGCAGUAAGCGGCAUUGUGUUUUUGAAUGCUUUAAGAACCAUGAAGUCAACUCAGGAAAUAAAUUUUGCGUGGAACAUCAGUGCCAAAAUUUGAUUUUUAGAUGACUGGAAAUCUGCCUUCUGAAUUCAGAUACUUAGCUUGAUGGAUAAAUUGUCAAAUCUCUCGAUUUCAUCCUUCAAUUUAGUGUUGCUACUGGCUAUUCUGUUUGUUCAUGGUUCUCAAGGGCUCAACAUGGAAGGGCAGUAUCUCCUGAAUAUAAAGAAUAAAUUGCAGGAUAAUCUAGGAAACCUUGAAAGUUGGAAUCCUGGGGAUGAAAUUCCUUGCUGCUGGAAAGGUGUGAGCUGUUCAAGUGAUUAUGAUCCAGUUGUUAUCUCUCUUGAUCUAAAUUCAUUAAAUUUAUCAGGCAGCCUCUCCCCCAGCAUUGGUGGUCUAGUGCAUUUAUCUUAUCUUGACCUCUCUUUCAAUAGUUUCUCCGGAAAUAUACCUCCAGAGAUUGGAAACUGUUCAAGUUUAGAAGUUUUGUACCUAAACAACAAUAAGUUUGAGAGUCAGAUCCCUCCUGAAUUAGGCAACCUGACUUCCCUGAUAUACUGCAACAUCUGCAAUAAUAAACUCUCUGGAUCUCUUCCUGAAGAAAUUGGCAACCUUUCUUCGCUUGUUGAGCUUUUAGCAUACUCGAACAACUUCAGCGGAGCCCUGCCUGGAUCCAUUGGAAAACUCAAGUAUUUAGCUACCUUCAGAGCGGGGCAAAACAUGAUUUCUGGAAUGAUUCCGUUGGAGAUCGGCGGAUGCGAGAGCAUGGAAUUCCUUGGACUCGCCCAGAACCAACUUGGAGGUGAGGUUCCUAAAGAGCUUGGGAUGAUGAAGCGGCUUAGCGAAUUGAUUCUUUGGGGCAAUCAGUUGUCUGGAAUUGUGCCAAAGGAGUUGGGGAAUUGCACAAGCCUUGUGACCCUUGCGCUUUACCAGAAUAAUUUGGAAGGGGAAAUCCCUGUUGAGAUUGGCAACUUGAAGAAUCUAAAAAAUUUUUACCUUUAUAGAAAUAAAUUCAACGGAACUAUACCAAAAGCGAUAGGAAAUCUUACUUGGGUGAGGGAAAUUGAUUUCUCUGAGAAUUUUUUGAUUGGAGGGAUUCCGUUGCAGCUGAGUAAGUUAAAGAGCUUAUCUCUGCUAUAUCUCUUCCAGAAUCAGCUUACUGGUGUCAUCCCACUUGAGUUGAGUGAGUUGAAGAACUUAACAAAGCUUGAUCUCUCAUUAAAUUUUCUGACAGGACCAAUUCCAGUUGGGUUGCAGUACUUGAGUGAGUUGCUUCAGUUGCAGCUCUUUAACAACAUGCUUUCAGGUCCUAUUCCUCAAGAACUUGGUGUUUAUAGCCGUCUUUGGGUUGUGGAUUUUUCAAACAAUAAUCUUACCGGGCCAAUACCGAGCAAUAUAUGCAAUUAUUCUAAUUUGAUUAUGUUAAAUCUUUGGUCUAACAGGCUUACUGGUAAUAUACCAAGUGGAGUCAUAUUUUGUAAAUCAUUGUUGCAACUUCGUCUUGGUGAUAAUGGCCUCAUAGGUAGUUUCCCUGCUGAUUUAUGCAAUAUUGAAAAUUUAACCAUUGUUGAGUUGGAUGAGAACAGGUUCAGUGGUCCUAUACCUCCUGAGAUAGGAAACUGCAAAGUACUGCAAAGACUUGCUCUCCCAGUCAACUUCUUCACUUCCGAGCUUCCACUGGAGAUUGCUAAUCUAUCACAGCUGGUUUUCUUCAACAUCUCAUCUAACCAAAUUGUAGGAAGAAUUCCUCCACAAAUUGUUAGUUGUAAGAGACGCAGGAAUGGGUUAUUUGGCGAAUUACCAAAUGAGCUUGGAACUCUUGAGCAGUUAGAAUUGCUUUUUCUUUCUGAUAACAAGCUCUCAGGUGCAAUACCUACCAUUCUAGGAAAUCUUUCUCAUUUAACUGAAUUGCAGAUGGGCGGCAAUGUAUUUUCUGGUGGAAUUCCUAGCGAAUUGGGCAACCUUUCAAGCCUCCAGAUUGCUUUGAAUCUCAGCUAUAACAAUCUCUCAGGAAAUAUUCCUCCUGAGCUUGGAAAUCUUGCACUUUUGGAGUACCUUUUACUGAACAAUAACCACUUUACUGGUGAAAUACCUUUAUCUUUUGUCAACUUAUCCAGUUUGCUUGGUUUGAAUGUCUCAUUCAAUGAUCUUUGGGGACCUAUUCCUUCUCUCCCGCUUCUUCGAAAUAUGGUCUCAAGCAGCUUUGAAGGAAACACUGCGCUUUGUGGCGAGCCUCUUACCAGCUGUAGUUUUUCUUCAAUUCUUUCUUCCUCUCCUGAUGCAACAUCAACUGGUAAACCCAUUGAGCAUAUUGUUGUCAUAAUUUCUGCUGCCAUUGGAGGAGUUUCACUUGCUCUUAUUGCAGUUAUAUUGCAUGUUCUAAGAAAGCCUGUAGAGACUGUUUCUCCUUUACAGGAUAGGGAGCUUUCCUCUGAAGAAUCUAGCAUUUGUAUAAGUUCGAAGGAAGGAUUUUCUUUCAGUGACUUGAUUACAGCAACAAAUAAUUUUGAUGACGGUUAUGUUAUUGGAAAGGGAGCAUGUGGAACAGUUUAUAAAGCUGUUUUGAAAACUGGAAUGACUGUUGCUGUAAAAAAACUUGUAUCUUAUAGUGAAGGUAGUAAUGCAAACAAUAGUUUUCGUGCUGAAAUUUUGACUCUUGGGAAGAUAAAGCAUCGGAAUAUUGUUAAGUUGUAUGGUUAUUGCUAUCAUCAAGGCUCCAAUGUUCUUCUCUAUGAGUACAUGUCAAAAGGGAGCCUUGGGGAGGCGCUUCAUGGGAAGUCUGUUGAUUUGGAUUGGGACACGAGAUUUAUGAUAGCUCUAGGAGCUGCUCAGGGGCUCUCUUAUUUGCACCAUGAUUGUAAGCCUCAUAUUAUUCAUAGAGAUAUCAAAUCAAACAAUAUUUUACUUGAUGAUAAUUUUGAAGCACACGUUGGUGAUUUUGGAUUGGCAAAGGUGAUUGAUAUGCCGCAGUUGAAAUCAAUGUCAGCUGUGGUUGGAUCUUAUGGAUAUAUUGCACCUGAAUAUGCAUACACAAUGAAAGUUACAGAAAAAUGUGACAUCUACAGCUAUGGCGUUGUCCUUCUGGAACUCCUCACCGGAAGAACGCCUGUACAGCCUUUAGAACAAGGAGGAGACUUGGCCACAUGGGCCAGAAAUUACAUGAAGACCCAUUCUUUUGAUUCUGGAAUUUUUGAUAGUAAAUUGAAACUUGAAGAUAAUGAUAUGGUUGAUCACAUGAUUAUUGUUUUGAAAAUUGCUUUGUUGUGCACAAAUAUGUCGCCACUAGAUAGGCCUUCAAUGUGGCAAGUCAUUCUAAUGUUGUUGGAGUCCAAAGAGAGAGUGCAGAGCUCUCCAUCCACAGUAAUUUCAGAAAUUUCAUCAGAGGAUAAUUGA
Phalaenopsis equestris is the source of this 4016-nucleotide messenger RNA. RefSeq names its product probable leucine-rich repeat receptor-like protein kinase At5g63930. The record is from RefSeq and is a predicted model, not a curated record. Gene Ontology annotation, cellular component: plasma membrane. Lineage: Eukaryota; Viridiplantae; Streptophyta; Magnoliopsida; Asparagales; Orchidaceae. Gene Ontology annotation, molecular function: protein binding; protein kinase activity; ATP binding. Gene Ontology annotation, biological process: hormone-mediated signaling pathway; protein phosphorylation.